GCAGUAGGGGCGCUAUAGGCGUCGCCGCCAUCGCCGCCGCGGGACAGGAAUAGCCGCGCCGGGCCGACCAGUGCGAGACGAGCAGCGGCCGGCGCUGGAGCCCGCCCUGUCCGCAGUCAUGAACAGCGCCGGCAGCGAGCGAUGGCGGCCGAUGGCCAUCUCGAACCCGUCGACGCGUCUUCGCGCGGCCAGGGCGAUGCCUGCCUGGGUGCAGGCGCGCAACAACCGCUCGGCGGGGCCGCCGCCUCCGCCGCCACCGCCCGCCACAGAGCCGCCGCCGCUCGACCCGGACUACGAGGUCAUCGAGUUCCCCCAGCAGCAGUACUCCAACACGCCGGCCGCCAAGCCGACAGGAGAGGGCAAGCGAGGAGACGGUCGCCACUGCGACCUGUGCGGCUGUUCGGAACCCACGGUGCGCUGCGAGCAGUGCUCCAGCCAGGUGUUCUGCUACAGCUGCGACGACAUGUACCACAGGCACCCCAAGCGACAGACCCACCACAGGAAGCCGCUGGACCUGAACCGCUUCAACACGUUCCGGCCGCCGCUGCCCCCUAAGGGAGAACACAGCGCCGCCCCCGUGCCGCCCCCACGUCGCAACAAGCGCCCAGGCAGUCGUACCAGCUCACCGUUGCCACACGCAGUGCACCAGGGCCCACCAUUGCCAAAGAAGGAAUUUUCUAUCAAGGAUAAAAUGGGAAGCCUAAGGAGGAUAAUGAGUACUCGACCUCUUCCUGAAACGCCAAACAACAAAGUUCAAUCGCCGAGCCCGCCGCCGCCGCCGCAGCUGGGCAGCGCGCCGCCCGAGCACGCGCGCCACCCCACGGCGGACCGGCUGGGCGCGCUGCAGCAGCGCUACCGCCAGCACCAGGCGGCCAUGCGCGCCACCACGCCCAACAUCCCGCUCACCGUCGUCGAGAUGAGCUCGGCCGACGACCGCGACCACGCCUCCUCCAGGGGCCGGCAGUCGCGCAGCUCCAGCUUCCAGGCGCCCGCGCACGCCUUCAAGGAGCCGCAGCUGCCACCGAGCCGGGACAGCGGGUACCCGGAGUGGGAGCCGGACCAGCCGUGGGGGCGCAACCGCUCGUCGAGCGUGUCGGGCUCAGAGGCGUCGCCCCGCGGCCUCGGCGCCGCCCACGGCCACGGCCACGGCCAGCUGCGCGACGUGUCGGGCUUCGCGACGACCGCCCGCAGCCCGCGGCGCGCCUCCGGGCUGCACUCGCCGCCCGCGCCGCCCACGCCGCCGGACGGCCGCCGCGCCAACGGCUUCUUCGGCCGCAGCCUCGUCUCCAGCUCCUCCGUGUCGGACCUGCAGGGCAUGGCCAGCCCGCUGCCGCACCAGCACCCGCCAGCUUUCCAUACCAUGCACCAGGCACAGUCGAUGGCGCAGCUCAACUGCCCGAGCUGCCACGGGCACGGCGUGAUGUGGAUGCCGCCGCCGCAGCAGCACGUGAUGCCGCCGCCAGGGCCCUGGAUGGACCCGUCCGUAGGAGGCUUCCAGCACGGGCGCACGGCCAGCAACCAGAGCCUGCACCAGGCCUUCGACAGCGGCGGGGGCGGCGGCGGGUUCGCACCGUGGGGCGGCACGUGGCAUCCCGGGCCGUACCCCGCGGCCGCGCUGCAGAUGCAGAUGCAGCUGCAGCCGCCGCCGCCGCCCCUCACCGACAGCGACGAGGAGGAGGAGGGGCACCGCCACCGCGACAGCCACGACCGCGGGCGCCCGCCCCCGCGAGCCGAGGACGCCGCCGACGGCAGCGCGGAAGAGCGCGAGGACGACGAGGGGGACGGCGAGUGCCCGCGCGGCUCCGGGUCGCCGUCACCGUCGCCGCCCCCCGCCCCCAAGCCGGUGGUGCCGCGCCACGAGUGGGCGUGCGAGCACUGCACGUACGUGAACCGCGCGGGCACGCGCGUCUGCGCCGUCUGCUGCCGCACGCCGUCCGACAUGUCGCACACGCCUCCGCCGCCCCCGCAGCGGCGGGCGCCCGCCACGGACCGCGCGCGCACCAGGGCCGCCCCAGCCUCCUCCAAGCGCCACCUGCGGCCCAGCGACCGCUCCGACAGCGACGACACCGCCGCCGUCGCCGCCAAAUUCGGCAAACACCUGCGCAUCUCUUCCUCGUCUUCUUCGCCGCAGACCGGGAAGCGAGCGACCGCUGCCGAGUCGCGAGAGACGCGCAGGGCCUCGCAGGUCGAGACCGGCAAGGAGAAAGACCGCGACAAGAAGAAAGGAAAAGAGAGGCUAUCAGAAGAAGUGCCGAAGACGUCGGAAACGUCGCAUAAACAAUCUCGCCAGGGAGAACAGAGUGACAGUGUGUCUGAAACUAAAUCUUUCCCGUCUUCCUUUUCUGACACGCAGACUGCUACCACCUCAGCAGCGACUUCCACUAACCGCAAAAAAGUGACGACGGGCACCAACACCUCUUCCGACAUCGUCGACCAUUCCUCGCUGUCCGUGUCGACGUCUUCAGUCUCUCCCCUCCCCCCUGCACUUUCUAGCGACGCCGAAGUUUCUCCCAGGCCCGACGAGCAAGCAGCAGACGUGGAAAUGGCGGAAGCGCCUCCGCAGAAGCCUUCCAAGGUGUCGACAGCAGUGGGCACCUCUCCCCCGAGGGCAGUGCCACCUGCGGCGCCAGCCCCAACUUCCUCCGUGCAGACGGCGACUGCGCCAGCCCCGGAGGUCUCCGCUUCCAAGUCUGGCAAAAUGGUGACGUCGACGGGAACUUCACCUCCUCCGCAGAGCAUCUCCACUCAGACGUACGAUGUAGGUCAGAGUGUGGCCGUAACAGAGGGCAAACAGCUGACAGUUAAGAGCGAUAUCCUGUCUCCACGGAAGCUGAGGCGAGCCGCCUCUCUGCACAUGGCCACGCAGACCGCCGAAGGUCUUGACCCGUGGAUCGGCAACCUCCAGAGGUCUGUGAGCCGGCACUCAGUAACCAGUGACACGCAGAGCCUGCCUCCAGGGGUGUCCCGGGAGUCGUCUCCCCCGCUGCGCUAUAGCGGCCGCUAUAUGGACGAUGACUUGCCACUGUACCCGGAGUACGGGGGUUCGGCGUUUUACCGGCCGCAGCUGCCUCCAAUGGCCUCGACGCACCGCAGCCAGUUCGACUUGCACCGCGCUAGUCAGCAGUGGGACAUGAGGAGGCGGUCGUACGCGGAGCCUCCUCUGGGACUAGGGGCCAGCACGCUACUGAGGCAGGCAGAUUUCGCGGAUCAGCGAAAUGGAUUGCACGGAGGCAGAGCGCUGUCACAACCGCCGGAGAAGCCAGUGGGCGCUGGCUACGCAGACAAGAUCACAGGCCUCACAGAACUCGUCCAGAAGCAGCGCACUGAAGCCAUGAAGAAUGAAGGCCUCGAGCUCGUCAAAUUACUCAGGGAAGCAGAGAUGCAUAACUUUACAACAGAAGAUCUCCAAGUGGCUAUGGAACACUGUGGUGAGAAAAAUCCAGUUACAUGGUUGCGUGAUAACUGGCGCAAUAUGAUUGAUACUGUAGUAACUCUGGCCACUAACUACGGGCAUGAGAGACAUGAAAAUAAUAUUGGAACAAUAUCAGCUGCUGAAGCUCGUGAUGCAUUACGAAUACAUCGAGGAAAUGUGUGGGCAGCUGUUACUGAGUGUGUAGAGCAGCGCCAGAAGAAGUAUGCGGAGCUGAUGGCACGUGGAAAUUUUACUAGGGAGGAUAUUGUAACUGUUCUAACAGCCAAUCAUGGAAAUCUAGAGGCUGCCUAUUUAGAACUUAGUAAGACACAACUGAAACCUUUCUUGAUGAGAAUUUGGGGGCCACCUGUAGGAACUGAUAAUGAAAGUGGGAAUGUUGAGGCUAGUAUGAGGGUGCCUGAUAAAAUUCCUGAGCCUGUCCUCAAGACUCACACAACAACUGAUGAAGAUGACAGUGUCUCAAUAACUGACUUUGUUGAUGCAAGGUCUGAAGUUGAUACUGAGGACAUGACUGAUGAAAGUAAAGCGGUGAGUCCAGUCAAUGAUUUAGUCCAUUCAGAGCCUCAUGCAACAUAUGAUGAUACAGUUCAUAAGAUUAGUGCUGUAGCACACAAAGAAAUAAACAAAUCCAUCAAGAGAAAGUCAAAUAAGGAUGAGGACCUAAAUCAGGUAUGUGAGAAAGAUACCCCUAAAGGUAAGAGAGAUCAAAACAUUCCCACCCAAAAUCAAGUGAAUAGAGAGCAGAAUAUAGAAGUAACUUCAACAUUCCAAGACAGUAUAGGAUUAGAACCUCGUAACAAUGUAGAUAACAUUCCACUCACUGCUCAGGAGGAUAACAUGAGCAACACAUUUAUUCAGCUAACAAAUGGUCUGCAAAUUGAAAGGAAUCCUAAUGACAUGCCAUCUCCUUUAUCAGAAGAUAUAAAUAAUAGUGCUGAAAUAUCAGACAUUGAUAUGAGUGCUGCAUAUUUGGAUUCUGAUUAUGAUGAGCAGGAAGUUGAAGAUACUCAAGGAACUAGCAAUAGUGAUAUAUCAGGAACAUAUCCACCACUGGAAGGAAAUGCUUUGACAAGGAUAGAUACAUUACAAAGAGAAAUGAAACAGCUUUCUUCGCUUAUCAACCAGAUGUCUGUGAAUGCCGAGGAUGGUUGUUCAGAAUUGCAGAAAGAAGAACUAGAGCAGUUGUCACUAUUGGUACGGAAAAUGUCUCGGUAUGCUGAACAAAAUAACACAGAGUCGGACAUGCUUCAGAGGGAUUUACAGCAACUGACAUCUAUAGUACAGCAGAUGACACAAAACACAACUGAUUAUGAUGAAGAAUCAAGUGAUGGUUUUGAAGACGAAGAAGAGGAGGAGGUUGAUGUGGAGGAGUUUGAAGAGAAAGGAGAUGAGGAUGAGGAUGAGGAUGAGGAUGAGGAUGAGGAAGAGAUAGAGGGAGAGGAAAAAUUUGAUUAUGAAAUAAGAGCACAACAGAUAGAGAGGGAUAACAAAAAUGAAACUGGUGUGUUCAAACAUUACUCCCAGGAAGAAUCAAAUAAUAAGGCUCUCAACGAUGUAUCUCAACAUACCAAACAUCAAAUAUCAAACAAUCCACAUUUAAGGGCUGAGAAUGUCAGUAAAAAGCAAGAAGUUACUUCAAGGUCAGAUGUAUUGGAUCAAAGAAUAGCAUCUGAAAAUUUAGUUGGUGUAAAUAUGAGCCAUAUCACAACAAAACCAAAUGAUAGAUAUGCAAAAGAAACAGAAACGAGUGGUGGGUUUCCAGAAAAUAUUGCCAUAUUGAAUGAUGUUGGUAAGAAACCUGAGUCGCCUUUUGUAUUGGAGAAAGAAGAAGUUAAAGUAUUAGUAGAACAAACUAAAAAUGUAGACCAAAAUGAUAAUGACAAUGUUAACAAAUCAGAUUUGAGACAGUGCAGUGAAGAUGGGAAAAGUCAGCCACUGGCAGGCACUGAAUCUAGUACAAACAAUUCUGGGCCUGACAACUCUGUUAGAACAGAAAAGUCCAAUAACAACAGCAGACAAAUGAAUGAAGCAAAACCAAAGCAAGCUGUGAAUGGCAAAAUAGUAUCUAAUGUCAAUGGUAAAGUCAAGAGACAUGAUGAAGUUACAGAAAAAGGAAAAACUACAGCUAACAGAAGUAAUGUUAUCACAGUCAAAGACACAAGCAAAAGCACAGUAAAAAUAAAACCAAAACAGGAGAUAACAACUGGUAAUGAGAAGGAUCACUUACAACUAACUGCACCCAUUACACAGCUAAAGAAAGAACCAAAACAGAGUGACUUAUUUUCACACAGUGAUAAAGAAAGUGACCUACUUAAGGAAGAAAACAAUACAUCUGAAAAUAAUAGCAUUUCUUUUGAAAAACAAAAUACUCAACAGAGCAAGGAAAAUUCAAAUGAAGCACAAUCUAUGUGGGGAGAUACAAUAACUGAAAUAAAUAACAAUUCCUCAGUAAACAAAGAAGCUUUUGAAGAUGUAUCAGUUUGUAACAAGAAUAUAGCUGUUGAGCAGGUGGAAGACAUUACAAAGCAGCAAAAAGCUUCAGAUCCAAAAAUAAUAUCUAUGCUAAACAAAGAUGAAAAUAUGCAAGAUCAAGAAGCACACUUGAAGGAUAUAUCAGGACAUACUCAAACAGAAGCCCUGGAUGAAAAAAAUGCUGUUGCACGCACAAGACAUGAGGCACAGAUACAGGAAAAAGAACAAACUCAACAUAACAAAAUUGUUAAAAGUGAAAACAUUUUGGAAAAUAGUGUGGAUAAACAAGAAAUAGAAGGUGCUCCCACUGAUAUGAGAAAGCCAGAGGAACCAACAAAAGGAGAGAGUAAGCAAGAAACCACUAAUGGUUGUCAGAGGAUAGAGAAAGAUGCAACAAAACCCGUACAUAUGUCAGCAGGAAAAGAAGAAAGUAACAAGACAGCCAAAUUUUCUGUGCCUGCCAGAACUAAAGCAACUGAAAACACAGCAGGAAUAGUAAAUCUGACACGUAAUGAAGAAAUAAACGUAGAGACAGAAAAAACUGAACCAACUCAACAGCAAAAAUUGGAAACAGUGAAAAGCAAAAUACCUCAAAAACAGCCAAAACCACCACAGAGGCCACAGAAAAAUAUAAUAUCAAAACCACCACAAAAACCUGUCAGGUCACAACAGACAUCAGCAAAAACACAAGUACAGACAAAGACUGUCUUGAAACCAGUUAAAAAACUUGCUCCUCAACCAAACAAACCUAAUUCAACUUUGCAGAAACAAGCAAUCAGUGACACACCAUCAAAGGCACAGCAGCAACAGAAGUCUACUGAUGAAGAGCCAAAAGAAAAUGCAAGUUUAUCAGCAAAUACAAUUAAAAUCAUACCAGAAAUAAAAAGUCCUGUUAACAAUCAGAAUUUACAGAAAGUAAAUGUGCAAACACAUACAGCACAAAAGACAGAUAAUGUAAUAUCCUGUGAUAUCAAGAAUGGGAAAUCUCCUGUUAUAAAGAUAUCACUUAAAGAAAUACCAGGAUCUCAGACAUCAGCAAGUAAUGCACUGCAGACUGACACAAAAGAAUCACAAGAAGCUCCUAGAGUUACAAAUCACAGCACUGAUAACUCAGCACAGCUGAUCGAAACAGGUGAUAGAAAACCUGUAACAGAAUCAAAGGAAAUCAAUAAGGAAAUUCAAAACAAGAAAUCCUCCACACAACCAGCAACAAAACAUGAGAACAAAAGCAAAGGAAAGAAACGACCUGCUCCACCUAUUCCUCAGAAGGCACUGCUUCAAGUUCCAUUGCAAAAAGACAGUGCCUCUUCAGCUAACACAAAUGAUAAAGAAAUGCUAAAGACCCCUCAACAGGAAGAGAUCCCUCAGCAGGAAGAAUCUAUUGUAAAUAUGUCUGCUCGGUCUGAUAGCAAUUCUGAACAUGCAAGCAGCAAGUUAGGAGAACACUUACAUUCAGAACAAGAGAAACAUCACAAUGUAAGUGAUCAGCAGCUAAAUGUUGUAAGAACAGAAAAUGGCUCAGGGACAACUGAUGAGUCUAAUGAUGCUAAUGGCACACCUCUAGAUAAAAAUAAACCAGACUCUGAAAAGAAAGUUAUCAGCACAACUUACACUGGGAUAGAAGAACAUUGUUUAAGCAGUGAUGAUGAUGAGUUCAUUACAGACAAUGAAAGUGACAUAGAGAAAACAGAACCAAGAAAGAAUGACAUCCUUGAAGCUCCCCCUUUAAUAGCCUCAAAAGAAAGCCUUUCAAAGCAUGUAGGUGAGACGAUGACAAAUGUUGAUUCAAGUGACAAGGAAACCACUGCCAUUAGCAAUAACAUAAAACUUCAUUCUGGCAAUGAUACAACAGAAACAGAAGAAGAUGAAAAAACACAAGCAGAAAAAGCAAAAAUUAUAGAUAAAUUUGAAUUUGAGCGUCAGGUACGUCGCUGCCUAGCAGAAGGUCUGGUAUCAACAUAUGAGCAAGCUGAAUUGGCAGUGAAGUUGAUGGGGAUGAAAUUUGAACGAGAGGAAGCAUUAACUGCUGCAAAAGAAUGCAGAGAUCUUGAUUCUGCACUAUCAUUUCUACAACAAGAAUGUGAGCUUUGCAUGGGAAAGUAUCCAAUGAAGCAGAUGGUGUCUAUGUUGAAGUGCAUCCAUCGAUGCUGCAAGGAAUGUGCAAAAAAUUACUUCACAAUUCAGGUAACAGAUCGAAGCAUUGCAGAUGCAGUUUGUCCUUUUUGCAAGGAACCAGAAUUGAAUGCUGAUGAUGAAGAGGAAGCAUUGGAAUAUUUCAGUAAUCUUGAUAUUCUCCUUAAAAGUUUCCUUGAUGAACCUGUGCACGAACUUUUUCAGAGAAAGUUACGUGACCGCACUCUAAUGAAGGAUCCAAACUUCAAAUGGUGUGUGAAGUGUUCAUCUGGCUUCAUAGCCAAUCCCCGUCAAAAGCGACUGGUUUGUCCGGACUGUCGAUCUGUAACAUGUGCCUCAUGCAGAAGACCUUGGGAGGUCCAGCAUGAGGGCCUAAGCUGCAAAGAGUUUGCUGAAUGGAAGGAGGCUAAUGACCCAGAGUACCAGGCAGCAGGACUGGCACGCCAUCUGGCAGAGCAUGGAAUUGACUGCCCCAAGUGUCACUUCCGUUUCUCAUUAGCACGUGGUGGAUGCAUGCACUUCACCUGCUCACAGUGCAAGUACGAAUUCUGUUGUGGCUGUGGGAAACCUUUCCUCAUGGGUGCCAAAUGUGGGCUGACUGAAUACUGUGCUAAGCUGGGUCUACAUGCUCAUCAUCCUCGUAACUGCCUGUUUUAUCUUCGCGACAAAGAACCAGGAGAUCUUCAGAAGCUGUUGCAGGAGCACAACUUGGCAUUUGAUACAGAAGUUCCUGAUGUCGUCAAAGAGCAAAUGAAAGACAAUACAGCCCUUAAGUGCCUUGUUCAACUACAGAAAGAAACACCAGGAGGACUUAUUGACACUGUCUGCAAUGGAGAUGUUUCAGAAGGACAGGCAGGAUUGUGCAGGCCGCACUACAUAGAAUAUCUAGUUGGGCUGGUAGUACGCAACAAGGUGGACCCUGUAUCGAUAUUUGAUGUGGUCGACGUGGUGCAAGAACUCCGGCGCAGGGGGAAGCCUCUGCCGCCAAGAGCUGAAGGUGCAACAGACAACCAGUACCGACAACUGUGUGCAAAGAUCAUCCAGGAAGAAAUUCCACUAGAAUGAAGAGAGCAAAUGCUGUUUGCCGGGGACAUGGAUCAAGAAGAGAAGCAGCAUUUGAACAUCAGAGCAACUUUAUACAGUUUUUAUAUUUUAUACAUAGAUGUAGUUUCAUAAAAUUCAGUAUUUGUUAAACUGAGAAGUAUUCAGUGUACGGUACGCUUUCAGAAAACAGUAAAAUAAAAAAUUAAACUUUA
Molecule: messenger RNA, 9294 nt
Organism: Schistocerca serialis cubense
Lineage: Eukaryota; Metazoa; Arthropoda; Insecta; Orthoptera; Acrididae
Gene: LUBEL
Product: E3 ubiquitin-protein ligase lubel
Exons: 24
Coding region: 119-9103 (2994 amino acids)
Biological process (GO): protein linear polyubiquitination
Cellular component (GO): LUBAC complex
Molecular function (GO): linear polyubiquitin binding; K63-linked polyubiquitin modification-dependent protein binding; K48-linked polyubiquitin modification-dependent protein binding
Source: RefSeq, a predicted model, not a curated record